GUUGCUAGUGGAUACAGCAGCAGCUUCGGGUGCUAACGAUGCUAACGGUGGCGAAUCCGUUAGAGGAGCGAGAAGAAACGUCACGGCUUUUAUUCUGGGGGUUUAAACGCUUAGACGGCGACGUCAUCAGCGCGUUUGAUUUUAUCUACGUGUUUGCCUGAGGAGCUAACUGAGCUAACAGGAGCUAACUGAGCUAACAGGAGGAUUAACCGUUAGCCGUCAGAUUUAAAUUCAGCAGUAUGAACCGUUAGCUACACGCGGCUAGCAGCUGUUAGCUCCCCUGUGUUUGAACGGAAAGUCUCCGGUAACUUAACGACAGAAAAACAGAAUUAAACGGCGCUGAAUCUACGGGAGCCGACAGGGAUCUGAACCGACUUGUCCUGGCAUUAAACUGGGACUAAAGCGACGUGAGUGAGGAUCACACAUGCACACAGGUUCUGCUGACAAGGACCUGGACUCAUCAGGUGUCUGAACAUGACUGAGGCAGACCUGGACCUGAGCUGGUCCGGACCGGGUUGGAACGUUUCCCUCUUCAUCUGUCUGGAUCCUGGACCACUGACACCAACAUGUCGGACUGUGAUCCACCUGCUGUAGAGGAGCAGAUGACGGCAGAGGAAUGCGGUCCUCCCGGUCCCAGUCCUUCUGGUCCUGGUCCUGGUCGUCCCCCCCUGGCAGAGAAGGCCCUGUCAGAGUCUUACGCCCGGCUGCGGUACCGGGACAUGUCCCUGCUGAUCUGGCAGCAGCAGCAGGAGGAGCUGCAGGCUGGCCCCCCUUCCACCUACCUGAACCGCAGCCAGUCCACCUGGUACAGCAGUUACGGGAACCAGGCCGUGCUGGUCCGGGACAAGAGGGGCCUGGAGGACGCAGAGGGCCGGUCCAGGAUCUGCAGCAUCAUGUAGACAGGAAACAGAAACCUGUGGGCAGACUGCUCAGAACACAGGACCCAGUUAAGACUGAACUCCAUGGAAGGUUUAGUGGUUUUAAAGUAUAAACUGACUGAGUAUAAAGGAUCCAGAUCCUGAUCCUGUCCACUGUUAUCAUUCAGUGUUUGUUUUAUAUACAGAGGACUACAAAGACCAGAAUGCACUGCAGCACUCUAGUUCUGUUUGUUUGCAAAUGCAGCAGCUGGGAUUGUGGGAAAUGUAUGAGUGACUGUGACUCAGCAGCAGUGUUUGAGUCCAACAGGCUGACACAGGUCGUUCCUGUUCUGGACCUGAGACCAGGAGGUUCAGUCACACCUGGAUUUCUGGAAACAUUUUAAACAAAUAAAAGCAGCUGAACCCUGAAAUGAAAAAUGGUUGAUGUCAGUUAUUAUACACCUGUCCCCCCACCACCACCACCAAAAACAUGUUCUGGUCUGAAACAGUCACUUCCUGUGGUUCCACAUUUUAGCCCAUGAAGAAGAAACCUUAAAGAUACAGAGCAGUUUAUUUCUGGCACUCUUAUCUCUCCGUCCUCAGGUUUAAAAACUCCUUAAUAAUUAACAUUAUUUUUGUUUUCAGACAAAACUAAUGAAUAAGACUGGGAGAAACAGCCCCAGUGGUGAAUAUUACCCAUGAUUCUCUUCUCCUUCUGGAGCAGGAAGUGCUGUGGUUGUAACAAACACCAAGCUCUGUUUAUAAUUCUUGAUAUUUGUGUCAGUUUCCUGGCUGGAUGUCAGAGAUGAACACUGGUUUUUAACUUUGUUUAACCAGAACCAUCACUAUUAUAAUCACUAUACCAAACUGUGUUACUGUGUGACUUUCAGUGGUGGAAGAAGUAAUCAGAUACUUUACAUGAGUAAAAGUACCACACAGUAACACAGACACACUAACAGAUGGAGGCAGUGGUAUUCCAGCAGCUCCCAGUAGAAUCCCUGUUUUUGUCAAUGGAGUCUGGUGGAGAUAUAGAGAUGUUUCUGGUUAAACUAAAAGGAUCUUCCUCUGCGAGACUUGCUCUGUUUUAGGAGGUGGAUGUUUUUAAGGUGUGUGAAUGAGAGUUGAGUCAGUUCAUCAGUUUAUGUGUUUAUUUAUGAAAACAAAGGAACUCAGAAAAUAAGGAUCCCAUAUCAGUAAUUACAUCAAAUAAUUCACUUGUUGGUUUUUCAUCGGUUCGUCCUCUCUGUCUCUCUUUCUCUCUCUGUGUCUCUACUCUAUCGAGCGGAGUUCGAUCUAAACCUCAGACAGCUACUAUACAGCUACUAUACAGUGCUCAAACAUACGGAAGAAAGAACGUACGGCCGGAGUGCAUGCAAAUACAUAAAAUCACUUUUUUCCUUUUUCUUAUUAAAAUACAAAAAUUAACUAUUAGCAUCAAAGCUCGACCAUCAAACUAAAAACAAACAGAGGAGGGUUACUGUGGCAACGAGCUGUCCAACUGUCUGUCUGUCACACCGGGUGGGGGGGUGAGAGGGGGGUGUGGGGAUCCUUAUUGAUUGUUUUAGGUUGAUUGGUUAUUGAUUAGUCUGUGAAAUGUCUAAAAUAAAACAAACUGUUUUUUCAAAAAGCUCCGACACGUUUCUUUAACCAUAUGGUAACAAAUAAACCACCUUCACACGCCGAGGAAGGCCAUGAGAUCUGGUCAACAGCUCCAGAAACAUGAUUUAUUUUUUUACAGCUUCAGUCUGACAUUAGAAGCUGGAAGCAGAAAGAUCCUCGAUUAUCAGAUCAAUUAAUCAGGAUCACAUAUUUCAAACCUUAACCAGCUCCAGCUGCUCAUUACCAAGAGGCGUCAGUGAUAUUGAUUGGUCAGCUAUGUGCAGGUCUGAAGAGCUGUGAGUCCUCACAGGAAGUCCAGAAUUCAUCAGAGCCCAUGAACCCUGAACCAAAGCAGAACCGCAGACGCAACAUUCACAACAGAUCAAAACACUGAUGCCGACCAAGACUCAGCUGCUAACAAUGCUAACGGCUGCUAACCUGUCAGAGGAAACAUCACAGUUUGUAUUCUGUGUGUUGAACUUUAUCUGUGUUUCUCUGAAAAGCUAGCUGAGCUAACAGGAGCUAACAAGUCCAGAACUCAUCACAGCCAACAAACCCUGAACCUGAACCAAAGCAGAACCACACCUGACAUGACAGCCAGUGGAAACAGUGCGGCGCUGCGUUUGGACAUUAUUCAACAUCAUGUUGAAUGAUGAUGUUUUUCCAACAUCAUCACACAACCAAACUCCAACCUGGAGCCUCGCUCUCAAACACAGGUUACGAUCGUUUGAUCAGUUUAUUAGGAACAGGUGAUUUUUCUGGUCCGACCUAACACAACCUCGAGACAAAAUUCAGGGAUAAAAAAAAACUUUGAUGCUGGCGACACAGGAAGACGUUUCUUUGGAUGAAAGAGAAGAGGACUCUGUGGUCCUGCGCUCCUAUUGUCUCCUGUUGAGCUGCAGCUCCACCCACACAGACACACCCACAGCCCGACCUCAUCACGUGUACCCAGAGGUCAAAGGUCAAACGUAACAACAACAGAUGGGUGACAAUCGAAGACGGACAGGUCGACAGGUGAACCUGAUUUAACCUGAAUCAAUCCGAUUGGUCAACUCCCCCGCUCCCACACCUGUCAUCUGACGUUGUGUUUAAAGUUGGUCAGAGAACUGGAAAUUCUAACUUCCUACAGGAUAAAACUUUCCUCAGGUUUCAGAGACGCAGCACUCUGACAUCACGUCACCACGGCGGUCACGUGGUCAUCCAUCACAAUCAACCAAUCAGAGCUGAGUUGCACGAGUCGCACCUGGACCCGAUCACAAACCUGCUGCUGUGGAGCCAGAUCAAACUUAAGACUGGACAUCAGGUGUUGGCCGCACCCCAAAAGCAAGGAAGUUUCAUAAGAAGGGUCUGAGUUCGUCUGAAGAAUCAGCUGUCUGCAGCAACCAAUCAGGUGAGUACAGAGUUGUGACAUCAUCAAAACAUCGAACAGCUUCGUCACCACAGAUCAAACUAAAACCUGUUGGUCUGUGGAGUUUUAACAAGUCGACGUCCCGUCAGCCAAUCAGAACAAACUUUACUGAAACAAGAUCAAAUAAAAUGAUUUUGAAAACUCAAUUAACUGAUGAAAUUUAAAGUAUUGGUCAGUUUCAUUUGAGCUGGAGAACAUUUUCUGAGUUAACGUCGUGUGAAAAGUUACAAACUUUUUUUAUCCGACUCCUCGUGAUGAGGAUCUGACUUUUAUUUUGGACAUUUUACAGACUAAAAAUCUUUAAAAACAACAGUUACAUAAA
Molecule: messenger RNA, 4186 nt
Organism: Lates calcarifer (barramundi perch)
Lineage: Eukaryota; Metazoa; Chordata; Actinopteri; Centropomidae
Exons: 2
Coding region: 567-899 (110 amino acids)
Source: RefSeq, a predicted model, not a curated record